Molecule: messenger RNA, 2921 nt
Organism: Mirounga angustirostris (Northern elephant seal)
Lineage: Eukaryota; Metazoa; Chordata; Mammalia; Carnivora; Phocidae
Product: coiled-coil domain-containing protein 162-like
Exons: 3
Coding region: 325-657 (110 amino acids)
Source: RefSeq, a predicted model, not a curated record
CAGCCUCCCUGCUCCUCUCUGCAGUUAUUUAUAACCCGGGCCCCCUGUGAGCGGCCUGAGAAGGAGGCGCGCUGGUCCCGGCUUGGACGCCGGCCUCGGGCUCCUGUGUCACCACAGCCCGGGCUCUGGCGCUGUGGCCGCAGGGCGGUGCUAUAAAUAGUGCACAUCGGGGCCGCCUCCUUUUUCAAGAGAAACGCUGUGCCGACCCCAACUUUCUUUUAAUGCCGCAGGAGUUUUCAGCCCCGGCCUCGGUGUUUGCUGUCUGCUGAUGGGAAAGUCUUCCUCAAUUUAUGGUUCCUACCUCAUCCUUCUGAAGUGCUGGGUAUGUUCAAACCUCUGCCAGAAAAGGCAGCUUUUCGAGCCUUACAGCUAACUCUACAGCUGUUAGCCUCUCUCCAUGACAUUGUGGCCUACCUUUUCAGUUUUGCUAAACUUGGAAAUUGUCCAACAUGUUUUGAAUUUCCUCUAAGUGCUAACCCCCUGAAAGGUGACUGGGGAGGAACUGAGGGCAUUGGGUCUGAGCUUCAAGAGCUGCAGAAAAUGAUUGACAGCCUCCAGAACCCCCAAGACCCUACCCAGGUAUCCCAGGCACUCCUCCUUCGAAGGGAGGUUGUAUUUUUGCAGUUUGAUGCUGCAGUGAGGCACCUCAUCCGGUAAGGGCUGGAGCGUGAAUCCUGUCCAGUUAAUUGUGUAGGGCAUGUGCUUCGACCAUCGAGGGAGGUCACUCUUGGCAAGACUGAAUAACGAGCUUAAAACAGUCACGGGCACAACCUGAUCCAGAACACUGUGACUACCAAAUGUGUCUUGCUGCAAAGCCUGUCCGUGUAGAAUGUGUUCUUUUCGGAUUAUGAUAGUCUUGAUUUUAUUAAAUGUGAUUUAAAUAUAGUUAGUUUGCAUAACAAUGGCUGCUUUUACUGUUCAGGUUGUUUAAUUGGGAAUAAUAUUUUUUAUACUUGGGAAGAUGAUUCUAAGAGUUUUGUUUAUUCUUUUUAGCCCUUAAUUACCUUUCAAAAGAACAGAAUUUUCACUGCACUUGUGAAGCCCCUGGAAUUGGCUACCUGAGUUAAAUUUAUAAAUUCAAAUAAAUAAAUUGUAGCUAUUAAGUACUCUGCAUACAAAAGACAAAGUCUCUUUAGUUAAUUAGUCAUGACUGAUGAGAAAAUUAGUUUGGAUUGAGAGUCAUACUGUUUCUAGGAUAAAUAAUAAGUUUUUUAUGGGAAGGGAAGAGGUCAGGCCUGAGCAUCUCUGCUUAUUCUUAAAUUGUCAAAAUCAAUUAACUUCCUUUGAUUAAUUCCCAGUGUAAGCAUUUAGCCAAUCAGGGGGACCUCAGGAGGCUACGCUCUUACCUGUGGAUUGUAAUUGCAUUCCACCAUUAUUAGCAUGGGCAUCCAUAGAGAAUGGAAAUGUAGGGAUUGAACUGAACUCUAUUUUCUCUUUCUAUUCUGCAUUUUCUUUACUCUGAGUAUCCGGGGUCUCUGGAUUCAAAUUAAUUCAGCAGAACAACGACAACAACAAAAAAAUAGACUUGUUCAGUUUCUUUUUAUUGACAGCUUUCUGAGCUAUAGCUUUAGUCAAGUGGGUAGGAUAUAAGACCCUAAUUGUCAGGAGGGCCAUUCAUUAGCCCUCUGACUCUGAAACCCCAACUCAGAAUUUGUGAAGAAUUUACACAGGAUGAAGAAAUAGAACUAUACCCUGGAAGUUCUUUUCAGCUUCCAGCUAUGCAGGGUUCCACUUGCUACUGUUCUCCCAGGGGAACUAGUCUGCUUCCUCUAGGAAUUGCUUUGAGGGGCUUUCUUUGUCUGGGCACACUCAGUCUGCAGGAAUGGAGGGCACUGUGUCCUAUGUCUGGUUUCAGUAGAUUCAGUAUAUCUUUCAAAAGACUCUAGAGGGAACUGCUCAGGACGGUAGAGCUUCAUGAGUCCCUCAUUUAUCGCAUUUCCUCUAGCCUUUUCAUUCAGGGCUCUUCAGAGUGUGUAUGUGUUUGGAGUCACACAGUUAGUAAGUGACAGACUAGAACUAGAACCUACAUGCAUUUGACUCCCAAGCCUGAGAACUAGGAUGGAUGCCAGACAGCAGGGUGGAGAGAAAAAUAGACUCUGGAGAGAAGGCAGGAAACAGGAGAGAAAGAGAAAUGAAAAGAUAAAUGUCAUCCCACUUGAUGAUUCUAGUUGCUGAUUCUAUUGCUAAACCUGCAAACAAGGAAAAGUCCUCAGAUAAUCAAGAGACAGGAAGCAUGGCAGAGUUCUCUCACACUUCCCCAAAGUUCACCAACUCUGAGCAAAUCUGACUGUUGACCCCAGGGAACUUUUUGCUUAUGUUAACUGAAGGCUUCUCCAGAAUUUGAAAAGGAAGAACUGAACUUUCACCUGGAAUGAGAGUAGCAUGCUUCUAUUUACUGCGGGGAAGUGAGGAAGGAGGUAGCUCAAGGACAUCAAGAUAGUGGCCCUGUGAUCACCUAAUAUCUGGCUCCUGCUAAUAUGUGGCAUAGAUCAGAUCUGGUAGCAGGAUAGAUGCACAUUUCUUAUUUUAUUUAUUUAUUUAUUUAUUUAUUUAAUUUAAAUUCAAUUAAUUAACAUAUAAUGUAUUAUUUGUUUCAGCGGUACAGGUCUGUGAUUCAUCAGUCUUAUAUAAUACCCAGUGCUCAUUAAAUCAUGUGCCCUCCUUAAUGCCCAGCACCCAGUUACUCCAUUCCCCCCACCCACUUCCCUCCAGCAACCCUCAGUUUGUUUCCUGAGAUUAAGAGUCUCUUAUGCUUUGUCUUCCUCUCUGGUUUCAUCUUGUUUCAUUUUUUUCUCUCUUCCCCUAUGAUCCUAUGCCAUGUUUCUUAAAUUCCACAUAUGAGUGAGAUCAUAUGAUAAUUGUCUUUCUCUGAUUGAUUUAUUUCACUUAGCAUAAUACCCUCUAGUUCCAUCCACGUUGUU